AGGAAGCUCAGUCCUCUCAGCUUCAUCAAAGACAAACUGAACACAUGGAAACAGAAGCUGAUGGAGCGGAUUGUGGAGGACCAGAACCAGACAGGAAGUUAGAUCCAGAAAGACAUCCAGGACCAGAUACUGAUGAGACUGAGGACAGUGCUGAUUGGGAGGAGACUGAGGAACCUCAGUCAGAUGUGAACCCUCAAAACAAAGAAGUACCUGUAAGUGAUGUGAACUGUAGUACUGGAAAUACAUCAAUCAGCUCUCCUGAAUGUGCUGGAAGCUCUGACCACAAGGGACAUCUGGAGAAACCCACUAGCUCCAAAACAGGAGAGAAACCAUUUCAAUGCUCCCUUUGUGACAAAGGAUUUGGAUUAAAUAAGUAUCUAAAGAGACACAUGAUUGUCCACACAGAACAUAAACCAUUUAAUUGUUCCGUGUGUUGUAAAACAUUUACACACAAUAGAUACCUUAAUGAUCACAUGUUUAGCCACACAGGAGAGAAACAAUUUAGUUGUUCAGUGUGUAGUAAAACAUUUACACAUAAGAGAUCCCUUAAUGAUCACAGGUUCGUCCACAUAGGAGAGAAACCAUUUAGCUGUUCAGUUUGUAGUAAAACAUUUAAAAAGAAGGGAAACCUGAAGGCCCACAUGACUGUCCACACAGGAGAGAAACCAUUUCAAUGCUCACUUUGUGACAAAAGAUUUGGAUCCCAUAGUGAUCUAAAAAGACACAUGGUUGUCCACACAGGAGAGAAACCAUUUAGUUGUUCUGUGUGUAGUAAAACAUUUUCACGUAAGGGAUACCUGAAUGGUCACAUGUUUGUACACACAGGAGAGAAACCAUAUAGUUGUUCAGUUUGUGAUAAAACAUUUUCACAAAAACACAUUCUGAAACGACAUUUAAUUAUCCACACUAGAGAAACUAAUUAGUCGUUGAGUUUCUCAACAAGAUUCUCUUUUCUCGGUUAUUCCAAAAAUCACAAGUGUAGUUAUGAGAGUCUCUGAAAUAAACAUGGUUAAACACUUAAAAACUGUCAGGCUGAUACAAACUCCAACAUAAAUCUAUUUAGCUGAGAUUAAGCUUCACAUCAAUUUAUAUUCUUUGACGUCAGUUUCUCUGGUAUCGUCUUAUGUUUCAUGUGUUAUGUAUUGUCACGUAUAUAUGAAUUUAAAUGGUUUUCCAUUGUCAAAGUAUUUCAUGUCCUCUAUGCAGCACUGUGGUUUGAGCUGAAUUCUCAUCGGUGAUGAAACUGAGGAACAUUUGUAACCUUCUUUCUCUUCAGCAACGUUUCUCUUCAGUUUAAACUCAAUACUUCCUUCAUUUAAUUUUACUGUAGAAACUGACAUUUUGUUCCAUAACUGAAGAAUGACUGAAUUGAGAACAGAAUUGUGGUUAAUUGUCUCCAUCCUUCUUUCUUCUUCAACAUCAUCCUCUACUGAUCUCCUCUCUUUGACAUUUAGGGAUUCCUUUGUUUUCAGACGUGAAUAUUUAACCUUUUGUUGACUGAACGUUCUCUCUUUGAUUCUCUAGUGUUGUAACAGCUGUUCAAGUAAUCUGUUGUUGUUGUUUUCUUGGUGGCUCACAAACAUUUGGAAAGUUCAGACAAUGUUUCCACCAAAAUGACUUCAGUUCAUUGUUCCUCUGUAUUUGCCCCAGAGUUUAUCACACCUUUAUCCCUUAUUGUAAUUCAUCUGUAACAUCAAUUACAUUUCUUUCAUACCAGUCUUCCUCAUGUUUCAAUAUUGAUUGUAUUUGCUCCUUUGUUUGUAAACAUACUGCUCUCUUUGCACUGCUGGUCGGAUGCUAACCGACAUUUCGUUGCCUCAGUACCUGUGCAAUGACAAUAAAGUUGAAUCUGAAUCUGAA
Messenger RNA from Cyclopterus lumpus (lumpfish), 1860 nucleotides. Its product is annotated as gastrula zinc finger protein xLCGF3.1-like. Bases 45 to 923 code for a protein of 292 amino acids. Gene Ontology annotation, molecular function: RNA polymerase II cis-regulatory region sequence-specific DNA binding; DNA-binding transcription factor activity. The record is from RefSeq and is a predicted model, not a curated record. NCBI's taxonomy places the organism in Eukaryota, Metazoa, Chordata, Actinopteri, Perciformes, Cyclopteridae. The transcript has a single exon. Gene Ontology annotation, biological process: regulation of transcription by RNA polymerase II.